Equus quagga is the source of this 2962-nucleotide messenger RNA. RefSeq names its product phosphodiesterase 6A (gene PDE6A). The transcript has 22 exons. Bases 156 to 2741 code for a protein of 861 amino acids. The record is from RefSeq and is a predicted model, not a curated record. Lineage: Eukaryota; Metazoa; Chordata; Mammalia; Perissodactyla; Equidae. Gene Ontology annotation, molecular function: protein binding; 3',5'-cyclic-nucleotide phosphodiesterase activity. Gene Ontology annotation, biological process: signal transduction.
UAGGCGGCCAUACCAGUGAGAUUUACAGACGAGACCCAGAGAAGUCCAGGCAGGAGCAGAGCACGUCCUGACUCAGUUUUGUCACAGACGGCAAAACUGCCCUCGGCAGGCCAGCCUCAGCCCCUCCACAGAGGUAGCCAGCGGAAUCCCCAGCCAUGGGUGAGGUGAAGGCAGAGGAGGUGGAGAAGUUCCUGGACUCAAAUGUCGGCUUUGCCAAACAGUACUACAACCUCCGCUACCGGGCCAAGGUCAUCUCAGACCUCCUGGGCGCCAAGGAGGCAGCCGUGGACUUCAGCAGCUACCAUGCCGUGAGCAGUGUGGAGGAGAGUGAAAUCAUCUUUGACCUCCUGCGGGACUUUCAGGAGAAUCUGCAGGCUGAGAAAUGCAUCUUCAAUGUCAUGAAGAAGCUGUGCUUCCUCUUACAGGCAGAUCGCAUGAGCCUGUUCAUGUAUAGGGCCCGAAAUGGCAUCGCCGAGCUGGCCACCCGGCUCUUCAAUGUGCACAAGGAUGCUGUCCUUGAAGACUGCCUGGUGAUGCCCGACUCGGAGAUUGUGUUCCCCCUGGACAUGGGCGUGGUGGGCCACGUCGCACAGUCUAAAAAGAUCGUCAACGUUGCCAACACAGAAGAGGAUGAGCAUUUCUGUGACUUCGUGGACACCCUCACAGACUACCAGACUAAGAACAUCUUGGCUUCCCCCAUAAUGAAUGGGAAGGAUGUGGUGGCCAUAAUCAUGGCUGUGAAUAAAGUGGAUGGGCCCCACUUCACCCAGAAAGAUGAAGAGAUUCUUCUCAAGUAUCUCAAUUUUGCAAAUCUAAUCAUGAAGGUGUUCCACCUGAGUUACCUGCACAACUGUGAGACUCGGCGUGGCCAGAUACUGCUGUGGUCUGGGAGCAAAGUCUUUGAAGAGCUUACAGACAUCGAGCGACAGUUCCACAAAGCCCUGUACACAGUCCGAGCUUUCCUCAACUGUGACAGAUACUCUGUGGGGCUCUUAGACAUGACCAAGCAGAAGGAGUUUUUUGAUGUGUGGCCAGUCCUGAUGGGUGAGGCUCCACCCUACUCUGGUCCCAGGACUCCAGAUGGAAGGGAAAUCAACUUUUACAAGGUCAUUGACUACAUCCUGCAUGGUAAAGAAGACAUCAAAGUAAUCCCGAAUCCGCCUCCCGACCACUGGGCGUUAGUGAGCGGCCUCCCCACUUAUGUUGCCCAAAAUGGCCUGAUUUGCAACAUCAUGAAUGCUCCUGCGGAGGACUUUUUUGCAUUCCAGAAAGAGCCUCUGGAUGAAUCCGGAUGGAUGAUUAAAAACGUCCUUUCUAUGCCAAUUGUGAACAAGAAGGAAGAAAUUGUUGGGGUGGCCACGUUUUACAAUCGCAAAGACGGGAAGCCCUUUGAUGAAAUGGAUGAGACCCUCAUGGAGUCUUUGACUCAAUUCCUGGGCUGGUCUGUCUUAAAUCCUGACACCUACGAGUCCAUGAACAAACUUGAGAACAGGAAGGAUAUUUUCCAGGACAUGGUAAAAUAUCAUGUGAAGUGUGACAAUGAAGAAAUCCAGAAAAUCCUGAAAACCAGAGAGGUGUACGGCAAGGAGCCGUGGGAAUGCGAGGAAGACGAACUGGCCGACAUCCUGCAAGGAGAGCUGCCAGAUGCAGAGAAAUACGAGAUUAACAAGUUCCACUUCAGCGAUUUGCCCCUGACAGAACUGGAGCUGGUGAAAUGUGGGAUCCAGAUGUAUUAUGAGCUCAAAGUGGUGGAUAAGUUUCACAUUCCCCAGGAGGCCCUGGUGCGCUUCAUGUAUUCCCUGAGCAAGGGCUACCGCCGGAUCACCUACCACAACUGGAGGCACGGCUUCAACGUGGGGCAGACCAUGUUCUCCUUGCUGGUGACCGGAAAGCUGAAGCGCUACUUCACGGAUCUGGAGGCUUUGGCCAUGGUCACUGCUGCCUUCUGCCAUGACAUUGACCACAGAGGCACCAACAACCUUUACCAGAUGAAAUCCCAGAACCCACUGGCCAAGCUCCAUGGGUCCUCCAUCUUGGAAAGACACCACUUGGAGUUUGGCAAAACAUUGCUGAGAGAUGAGAGCCUGAAUAUAUUUCAAAACCUCAAUCGCAGGCAGCAUGAGCAUGCAAUCCACAUGAUGGACAUCGCGAUCAUCGCCACAGACCUCGCCCUGUAUUUCAAGAAGAGAACAAUGUUCCAGAAGAUCGUGGAUCAGUCUAAGACAUACGAGACUCAGCAGGAGUGGACACAGUACAUGAUGCUGGAGCAGACACGGAAGGAAAUUGUCAUGGCCAUGAUGAUGACCGCCUGUGAUCUCUCAGCCAUCACCAAGCCCUGGGAGGUGCAGAGCAAGGUAGCUCUGCUGGUUGCGGCUGAAUUCUGGGAACAAGGUGACCUGGAGCGCUCAGUGCUGCAGCAGAAUCCCAUUCCCAUGAUGGACAGAAACAAGGCAGACGAACUCCCCAAGCUUCAGGUCGGCUUCAUUGACUUCGUCUGCACCUUCGUCUACAAGGAAUUCUCCCGUUUCCACGAGGAGAUCACACCCAUGCUGGAUGGGAUCACCAACAACCGCAAGGAGUGGAAGGCGCUUGCCGACGAGUACGAUGCCAAGAUGAAGGUGCUGGAGGAGGAGAAGCAGAACCAGCAGGGAGGCAAGCAAGCAACCGCGGGAAAUCAGCCCGGGAGGAGCGCUGGCCCAGGAGGGGGCGCACCUGCGUCCAAGUCGUGCUGCAUCCAGUAGCACUAAGGGGGUCGGCUGACCGGAAUGGCGCCAGCCUUCGUGGGAAGAGGUUCCCAGAGCCAGUGGAAAACGGCACACCUUAUUGAGAAGUAAAAGAGACCUAGGACUUCAAAGCUGAAAGAGAAUUUAGCUUAUAUCUUAUCUAGUGGCUUUCAAACAUUUUUUCAGCCUUGAGAACUUUUUAUUGCACUAAAGCCAACAUUCUAGCUUUCAUAGACAUC